ACUUCAGUUAUUUCUAAUUUUUCAGUUCAAAUUAAAAAAAUAAAGAUAUAUAAAAAGUAUAGCAGUCAGAUAAAUUGCAUUUGUAAAGAUGAAUCGUAGUUCCUUCAGAUUGGAAACAAGAAGUCGUGCCAAAGAUGAAAUUAAAAGAGUGAUGAUGACAAUUGAGAAAGUUAGAAAGUGGGAGAAGAAGUGGGUUCAUGUAGGUCCAGUUACUUCAACAAUGAAAGUUUUUAAAUGGGUCCCAGUUGAAGAAAGGGAAGGAGAUAAAAAGAAAGAUAAAGGUGUGAAAGAGAAAAUCGAAGUUCAGCCUGCUAAAGAGAGUGCUGCAGAAUUCUCUCUUUUAAACGAAGACUCAAACGCUAGUUUUCCGUCGCCUGCUCCUCCAUCAGAAGACUCACAAGAUAAUGACUCGUACCAAGGCUUUCCCGAGAAAAAAGAGAAAAGAAAACGAACAGCUAGUGGCAAUUUAAUUAAUCCCGCUCUGGAUGCUGCCCUUGGUCUCGAUGAUUCAACUUCAAAGUUUGAUGGUGAAGAUAGUAAUUCAGUUUUUACCAAUGGCGACUCAAACUUCUCGCGAAAUUACAUCUGCGAUGAUAGCAAUAGCAAUCUACCUGAAGGUGCGUUCACGUCAUCAUCACAAGAUGGUACCACAGCUUCGGUGGGAUUUACUCAGGAACUUAUAAAAGCUGCUUCUGGCGUAGCGAACAACACGAUCAGUAGCGUGUCAAAUGAAGAUUCGAACUCCAACCUUUCACCUUCGCAAGACUCAAACAACUCGAGUGAAGUAAGCAAGAGUUUGUCGACCGGGUUUCCACCUGAAAAAAAAGCGAAAACAAGCUAGUGUGUAGCCAUAUUAGUUUUUGUUAGGGUAGUUUUUUUUAAAAACCAAAGCCAACUCUUGGAUCUCCUGCUUUUUGUUUUGUUAUCAUACGUGUAUCAGGUGAAUUUUUAAUCUUCCGGUCUAGAAAAUACACUGGGAUGUGCUAAGCAAGGAUCAUAUUUCUGUAUGAUGGCGUUUUUCCACUAUCAAGUGUUUCUCGAUGUUAAGUUAUAUUAACUGUGAAAUGAUAAAGUAGGUUAUUUUUGUAAAUAGAUUAUUUAUGCAAACAAAGGUGCAAACAAACUUUUUAUUGUAA
Messenger RNA from Hydractinia symbiolongicarpus, 1136 nucleotides. RefSeq names its product B-cell CLL/lymphoma 7 protein family member A-like. NCBI's taxonomy places the organism in Eukaryota, Metazoa, Cnidaria, Hydrozoa, Anthoathecata, Hydractiniidae. The record is from RefSeq and is a predicted model, not a curated record. The transcript has 9 exons. Bases 89 to 841 code for a protein of 250 amino acids.